CCUUUUCUCCGCCUCCGCAGCCUCCACAGACGCCCCCAUAUAUCCCCAGAUCCUAGGGUUUUUGUAGGGUUUUCAUCUCCAUAGAUCCUUCAUUUUCAAGCUCCUUUUUAGUUCCCAAUGGCGAAAUCCUCUGCUGGAGGAAGUGGUAUCCCUGGCUCGCCCACUGCUGUACGGAUUGUUGUGGCUGGUGAAAAGGGUACUGGAAAAUCUAGCUUGAUUGUCGCCGCAGCCACUGAUACAUUUCCCCCCAACGUCCCUCCUGUUCUGCCCGAUACCAGGUUGCCGCCUGAGUUUUUUGCUGAGCGCAUUCCAAUCACCAUUGUUGACACUUCCUCGAGACCUGAAGAUAGAGGCAAGCUUGCAGAGGAACUGAAGCUGGCUGAUGCGGUUGUUUUGACAUAUGCUUGCGAUCGACCUGAGACUCUUGAUCGGUUGAGUGAAUACUGGCUUCCGGAGCUUCGGCAAUUAGAGGUGAAAGUUCCUAUCAUAGUAGCUGGGUGUAAGCUUGACAUGAGAGAUGACAACAAUCAGGUUAGCCUCGAACAGGUGAUGUCACCGAUAAUGCAACAGUUCCGGGAGAUUGAGACAUGCAUCGAGUGUUCUGCACAGAAGCUAAUCCAGGCCCAUGAAGUUUUCUUCUACGCACAGAAAGCUGUUCUUCACCCCACAGGACCUCUGUUUGAUCAAGAAACACAGUCUCUGAAACCCCGGUGUGUCAGAGCGUUGAAGCGUAUAUUUAUUCUCUGCGACCAUGACAGAGAUGGUGCUCUCAGCGAUGCUGAAUUGAACGACUUUCAGGUCAAAUGCUUCAAUGCACCGCUGCAGCCUUCUGAAAUUGAAGGUGUUAAGAGGGUUGUGCAAGACAAAUUGCCAGAAGGAGUCAACGACAGAGGACUGACAUUGACCGGUUUUUUGUUUCUACACGCACUUUUUAUUGAGAAAGGGCGGCUUGAGACAACCUGGACUGUUCUUAGGAAGUUUGGGUAUAAUAAUGACAUAAGACUUGCUGAUGAAUUGAUUCCGUAUUCAGCAUUCAAGCGUGCAUCUGAUCAGAGUGUUGAGCUGACAAAUGUAGCUAUUGAAUUCCUGAGGGGAAUCUAUGACUUGUUUGACGGUGAUGGUGACAAAAACCUGAGACCUCAAGAGAUUGAGGAUCUAUUUUCGACUGCGCCUGAGAGUCCUUGGAAGGAGGCUCCUUAUGUUGAUGCGGCGGAGAAAACUGCCCUUGGAGGAUUAUCUGUUGAUGCUUUCCUGUCACUGUGGUCACUGAUGACACUUUUAGAUCCAGCAAGGAGUGUGGAGUAUUUGAUUUACAUUGGCUUCCCGGCCGAUCCAUCGUCUGCCAUCCGUGUUACGAGGAGAAGACGCUUAGACCGUAAGAAGCAACAGUCGGAAAGAAAAGUUUUCCAGUGCUUCGUUUUUGGACCCGAGAAUGCUGGGAAAUCUGCGUUACUGAACUGUUUUCUUGGAAGGUCGUAUUCUGACAAUCAUGGAUCGGGUACCAAUGACCGUUAUGCAGUGAAUGUGGUUGAUGAAUCUGGGGGUGGAAAGAAAACUCUCGUGCUGAAGGAAAUACCGGAAGAAGGGGUUAAAGGACUGCUUGCAUCCAAAGAAUCAUUGGCUGUGUGUGAUAUAGCUGUCUUUGUGUAUGACAGUUCAGAUGAGUUGUCAUAUAAGAGAGCGACUGAAUUGCUUGUGGAAGUAGCAACACAUGGGGAGGACACCGGCUUUGAGGUUCCUUGCCUCAUGGUUGCUGCAAAGGACGAUCUUGAUUCAUUCCCCAUGGCCGUACAAGAAUCCACCAGGGUUACACAGGAUAUGGGAAUCGAGGCUCCGAUCCCGAUCAGCUCGAAGCUAGGUGAUUUUAGUAACUUGUUCCGCAAGAUAUUGAUGGCAGCAGAGCAUCCGCAUUUGAGUAUCCCGGAGACUGAAGCUAGGAAGAGCCGCAAACAUUACAGCAGGCUAAUCAACCGCUCUCUCAUGGUCGUUUCGGUUGGAGCUGCGGUUGCCGUUGUUGGGCUGGCGGCGUACCGAGUCUACGCAGCAAGAAGGAACACCUCUAGCUGAAGAAGGCUAAGAUCUUCAUCAGCCUUUGCUCGUCUCUUGAGGUAUGAACACUACCAGAAUGGAAGAGACAGAGAGAAAAGAUUACCUGAUCCCUUUGUCCCGAGUCGUUUUUGUCUUUUCAAGUUUCAACUCAGAACCGAUGUUGUUUUAGCUCCCUCUUGGAGAAAGUGUGGCACUCACUCUCUUUUGGAUCGUGGAAGAGCUUUUGUACAAAAAAAAAAAAG
Molecule: messenger RNA, 2291 nt
Organism: Tarenaya hassleriana
Lineage: Eukaryota; Viridiplantae; Streptophyta; Magnoliopsida; Brassicales; Cleomaceae
Product: mitochondrial Rho GTPase 1-like
Exons: 15
Coding region: 118-2067 (649 amino acids)
Biological process (GO): mitochondrion organization
Cellular component (GO): mitochondrial outer membrane
Molecular function (GO): GTP binding; calcium ion binding; GTPase activity
Source: RefSeq, a predicted model, not a curated record